AUGGCAGCUCAAAAUUCCAAUUCGGAGGGCCAAGAGAAAUGGCCCGAAGACACCGAGAGGAUCUCCCAGGACAUAGAGUCUAUCGAUUCAAUUUCCACGGUAGACACUCAUACCGACUGCGAUGCGCUAGGAAAGACGUUAACGGCUCGCGCCUCGAGAACUUCGCAUGUGUCACUGUCGGAGCGAGUAACGACAAUCGCAACUAAUGCCACCGCCGACCCGGACUAUGAGGUCGACUGGGAUAGCGAGGAUGACCCCGAGAACCCCAAGAACUGGGAUUUCAAGUAUAAGUCCAUGGGCAUCUUGUUUCUGUCAUGGAACACUCUCAUCGUCGUGUUAUAUUCAACUUCUUAUACGUCAGGCAUUACAUUGAUGGCCGAGGAAUUCGGCGAGUCCAAGACUAUCGUCACCCUUGGCUUGACCUUCUAUCUGUUUGGUCUCGCCAUUGGGUCCAUGGUCAUGGCCCCGUUGAGUGAGGUCUACGGACGGAAACCUGUCUGUGUAAUUUGUCUAGCCGUAUUCACAGUCCUAAUCAUCCCCUGCGCCCUUGCAAAGUCCAUCACGGCACUGAUCGUUGUUCGCUUUAUUGCUGCUUUCUUCGGCAGUGUCAUGAUCUCUACCGCGCCUGGUAUGGUGGCUGAUUUGGUGGACGAUGAGCACCGUGCUCUGGCGAUCUCUGUUUGGAGUAUUGGACCUCUCAAUGGACCAGUCGUUGGUCCUGUUAUCGGAGGAUUCGUGACUGAAUAUCUUGGCUGGCGCUGGAUGUGCUGGAUUGCGCUCAUUCUCUCUGCUGUUGCCUUGGUCUUUGCUAUCAUCCUCAAGGAAACCUACGCACCAGCCAUUCUCCAAAAGAAAGCAGCCAAACUCCGCAAGGAAAGCGGCGAUUCCCGCUGGUGGAGUCGCUACGACCAAACGGCGAGCCUUCCCGAGAUCCUCAAGCUGAGCUUAAGCCGGCCAUUCGUAAUGGCAGUCACUGAGCCAAUCUGCAUCUUCUGGGACAUCUACAUCGCAAUCAUCUACGGUAUCCUGUACCUCUGCUUCGUAGCCUACCCAAUUGUCUUCCAAGACAUCCGCGGAUGGGAACUAGGCAUAUCCGGACUUGCCUUCCUAGGAAUCGGCAUCGGCGUCCUCCUCACAAUCGCCUGCGAACCCUUAAUCCGGCGAAUAAUCAAUAGCCAUGCCAAAGACCCCGAGACUGGCAAACCAUACCCAGAAGCAAUGGUCUCGUUCGUCUGCAUAUGCGCCGCAGUCAUCCCAAUUGGCGAGCUCUGGUUCGCAUGGACCUGCUCCCCAGCCUCAAUCCCUUGGAUCGUGCCCCUGCUCGCGGGUAUCCCGUUUGGUGCGGGAAACACCGGCGUCUUCAUCUACGCGUCAAAUUACCUGACUCACAGCUACGGCAUGUAUGCUGCUUCUGCUUUGGCAGGCAACUCGGUUAUUCGCAGUGUGCUCGGUGGUGUUCUGCCACUUGCUGGCGCUUCUAUGUAUGCCAGCCUGGGGCCGAAUUGGGCUGGCACUCUGCUGGGGGUGUUGGAGGUUAUUAUUGUGCCGAUUCCGUUUGUGUUUUAUAAGUAUGGGCAUAAGAUUCGCAUGAGAAGUCCUCUCAUUCGGCGCAUGCAGGAGGAGAAUAUGAAGUUGGAGGGGAAGCGGGCUAGGAGGCAGCUUCAGCUUCAGCAGGCGAAUCAGGCGAAUGAGGAGAAGGCAAAAGAGGUGGUCUAG
This is a messenger RNA of Penicillium vulpinum, 1716 nucleotides long. RefSeq names its product MFS transporter. Bases 1 to 1716 code for a protein of 571 amino acids. Gene Ontology annotation, molecular function: transmembrane transporter activity. The transcript has 4 exons. NCBI's taxonomy places the organism in Eukaryota, Fungi, Ascomycota, Eurotiomycetes, Eurotiales, Aspergillaceae. The record is from RefSeq and is a predicted model, not a curated record. Gene Ontology annotation, biological process: transmembrane transport.